UGCGCUCCUCACUAGAGGCCACCACUCGGCCACGCCACCCCUCUUUGGCAGGAGAAAGCAGCUGAGGAAAAUCGAAGCAAAACCCAAUUUCUGUACGGAAUUGGAAGCAAUUCCAGGGCCCCCAAGUGAAAGAGAAGUCAACGGUUUUCCAAUUACUCUCUUCCUGCAACUAGGCUGUUGAUUGGAAGCAAUUUGGGGGUUUAAAUUGCUUGUAAAAAUGUCUCAUUCGAAAGGGAGCCAGGGUAAUGGUUCUGAUAAGGCCGGGAAGCGAAGCCUUCCUUCGUGGAUUAGUUCAAGAGACAAUGAGAGUGAGUCUCCUGAAAAGAAAUUAACUGGGGCUGCUGAAGGUGAAGAAAGCAAUGAGGAAGGAAAGCCAGGGGUAGCCAGGGGACGCGGGGGUACGCCUUCUAAGGACAUCAAGAAAUCUUCUGCAUCCAGUUCCGGAACUGCAAACUUUUCCAAACUCAUGGAAGGAGUAGUGUUUGUGCUGUCUGGGUUUGUUAAUCCUGAGCGCAGCAAUUUGCGGUCACAGGCUUUGGAAAUGGGAGCGGAAUAUCAGCCUGACUGGAGUUCAGAUUGCACUCUCUUAGUUUGUGCAUUUCCAAACACCCCAAAGUUUCGACAAGUUGAGGCAGAUUGUGGAACUAUAGUUUCAAAGGAUUGGAUAUCAGAAUGUUACGCCCAGAAGAAGCUUGUCGAUAUUGAAAGUUACCUUAUGAAUGCUGGAAAACCCUGGCGUAAAAGCAGUGUUUCCCAUCAAAACAGCCAAGACAAAAAAGUAUCCCGACCUAGUAAAUCUAAGAAGCAAGAUGGAGAAACACCAUUGAAACCAACUGCCCCAGCAACUUCAAAGAUAAAAGCUUCUAAUACUGUUAAAGAGUGCUUUUCUCCUUCUAAAGUGAAGAAGUGGGCCGUUGAUGAUUUGAAUAAGACAAUAUCGUGGCUGGAGAGUCAAGAAGAAAAGCCAGAGCCAGAUGAGAUAAAGCAAAUAGCAGCUGAAGGGAUUUUAACUUGUUUACAAGAUGCAAUAGAAUUUCUUGAACAAAAACAGGAUGUCCGGAAAAUAACUGAGCAGUGGAAUUUCAUCCCUCGUGUAGUCGAAGAGUUGGCAAAGCUCGAGGGCAUCGGAAAUAACUCUGCGGCAGUAUCCAAGGAAGAUCUCUGCAAACAGGCUGUGGACUGUAAACAAAUUUACGAGGCGGAACUUAAUGGUUUUGGUGAUGAGUCCUCAAAGAAAAAACCAAAGGUGGAAAGACAAGAGAGGGACACUGGGAAAACUGAAGGUAUAUGCAGUGGUGCAGCAGGAUACGACAGUGAUGAUACAAUUGAGAUGACAGAGGAGGAAAUAGACCAUGCAUAUAAUAAUGUAGCUUCUAAGAUCGCUAAUGCUGUUUAAACCAUCUCUGAUGUAGAUGAAUAACUGUAAAGUUUUCGCAAAUUUUUCUUAAGGGAUGGAUCUUUGCUUACGCGUGCAUAAAAUGCGUUGAAGAAAUUUGUAUUAUAUUGUGUGGUUGAAGCACAAAACCGUUAACUUAGGUUGUGUUUGGAAAUGCUUUUAAAUGAUUGAAAUCGUUUUUAAUGAAA
Molecule: messenger RNA, 1584 nt
Organism: Malus domestica (apple)
Lineage: Eukaryota; Viridiplantae; Streptophyta; Magnoliopsida; Rosales; Rosaceae
Product: DNA-repair protein XRCC1
Biological process (GO): base-excision repair; double-strand break repair via nonhomologous end joining; single strand break repair
Molecular function (GO): damaged DNA binding
Source: RefSeq, a predicted model, not a curated record